This is a messenger RNA of Schistosoma turkestanicum, 1463 nucleotides long. The record is from the annotation of a GenBank genome assembly. NCBI's taxonomy places the organism in Eukaryota, Metazoa, Platyhelminthes, Trematoda, Strigeidida, Schistosomatidae.
AGCGUGGGUAGUUGAAGGUCUAUCAAAAUGACGUCAAUCGAGUUUGGUGGAGGACCAUCGCUUAGUCAACGUCAGAAGUUUUCAAAUUUAGAAGAGGGAGGACAUGUACCUGGAUACAUGGGAUUUUGUCCACAAUUUAAAUAUAGAUAUGGUCAUAGUUUUGGAAAAGAGACAGCAGAUAUAGCUAAAGAUCUUCCAUAUCAUUUUGGUCCACGUGAUCAACAUCAUGCAAAUCUUUAUCCUAUUUAUAAUGCCAAUGAUAAAUUUGAUUAUUUAAGAUCCAGUUUUCAAGAGAAUGAUGAUCAUGUGAAACUUUUGCCGAAACCAACAGGAGACAAUAAAUAUAUGGAAAGAAUGAUGUCUGGUUAUUCUGGUGAUGUACCUCAUAUGCAAUUCAAAUUUGGUCAUACAUAUCAAAGUCUGGCUGAUGAAUGUGUUGAUCAAUUAGUCAGAGAAUAUAAAUAUGCCGAAUUAAAACAAAAACAACUAAAUGAAUCAGCUAAUUUAUCAACUAAUCUAUAUCCUAUAAGCAAAGAUCCUUUAGUUAAAAAUCGUUUAAAUCUAUGGGCAGAUGAUAUGAGUUUGAAAAAAUCAUCAACUGAAUUACCAAUUACAGGUUAUAAAGGUUUUAUUCCACGUAUGGAGACAACAGAAACUGGUCUGGCAAAACGUUUUCAUAAUGCAGCUCAAGAUAGUUUAGAAACAUUUAGAUCGGAAUUAAAAAAUCAUUUUGAUUAUUUGAAUACACCAGUGACUAGAAUAGACACUUCAUCACAGACAAGUACAAUAAGUCCAUUGAAAUCAUAUCAUAAUGAUUAUAGUGGUAGAAUAUUUCGUCGAGAAGGUAUGAUACCAGAUUAUGAAGGUCAUGUACAUGGUUAUCAAUAUCAUGUCGGUAAGAAUUUCAGUGAUACAACACGUGAUUUGGAAGUAUGCGCCCAUCCUUAUCCAUGUUAUGGGGACUAUUUGAAAGUAAAAGAUUUAACGACAACAAAAUAACUUUUCUACACCUAAAAAAAAUCUAAACAAACAAACAAACAAGAAAUACCUCUCUUUAUUUAUUUAAUUUGCCUUUAUUGACUAUUUAUUUAUUGUGAUAUGAAUUCAAGCAGAUUACAACAUAACAAGAGCAGCAGCGCCUAACCCUAACAUGACUCUUGUCAAUUCAUUUUAUUGAUUUUUUUUUUGUAUGUAUGUGUGAUGUAGUAGUCAUUUCUUCUUUAUUUUACAUUUGUUUCAUUUCUCAUCUUCAUGACAUGUCAUUUAUUUUUUUUUAAAAAAACAGCAACCAACCAAUUUUUGCCUUUUCAAUUAUUAUUUUGUUGACAAGAUGAUUAUUUGACGACAAUCAUCAUCAUCAAAAAUAGCACUCACUGUGAACAUUUCUUUUUUAUGGAUAUUUUUUUUGACUUAUGUUUUUCUUUUUUGUUAAAAAUACAUUCAAUAAAACAAUUCUUAGUUCU